Messenger RNA from Penicillium waksmanii, 465 nucleotides. RefSeq lists its product as uncharacterized. The transcript is spliced from 2 exons. NCBI's taxonomy places the organism in Eukaryota, Fungi, Ascomycota, Eurotiomycetes, Eurotiales, Aspergillaceae. The record is from RefSeq and is a predicted model, not a curated record. Bases 1 to 465 code for a protein of 154 amino acids.
AUGAUUCAAAGAUGUAACGACAGGAUACGCGAUGGAAUUAUGCCCCAGUGGUGGGAAGAGAAGCUAGAACAAUAUGAAAAGCGGAAGAAGGAUUACGAGAACUUGAUGGGUAGCGAGCCCGCGGGGCUUAGUUUCGAGGUGGUUAUACGCCUGAAAAGACUGGAGACGGUGAAAAGUAGUUUGCUCCAAGCCGAUGACAAGUACAACGCAAUUCCGAACAUUGACGCCAUCAUGAAAGAUUACCGCGCAGGUGGCUAUGUGUGGGACUAUGGUAAAGUUACAUAUUGGUCGAAUGGCAAGUUCCUCUGUGGCCCGAAGGAAUUUGAUGUCGACGAAUUUCUCUUGUUGCAUUCAGAGCAUGAUGGUCCAAAGGGAUUCUGGGCAGAAAUUCAUGAUAAUCCCGGGGACUUUUCCGCAUCGCCAGCUAUUGGUCAUACGCUUCCGCAGGGAAAUGACCCGGCUUGA